AUGCCAAACCUCACCGGCGACCCCGCCGACCAUACCACCGAAUCACUGAACGAUGGCAUGACCGGCUCCUGCCUCUGCGGCGCCAUCAAAGUCACAGUCACACAACAAGACCUCUUCACCAAACCAUCAGGCCAUACCUGCCAUUGCAAAAAUUGCCGCCAGUUCACCGGGUCAGCAUUCGCCACCGUCCUCAUGGUCCCAAAAGAAAACGUCGAGCUCUCCGAUCCGAAGCGGUACCUUAAAUCCUACACCGACAACGACACAGCUUCCGGAGACGCUCUGAGACGGAGUUUCUGCUCGAACUGCGGGAGUAGUGUCGGCGAGUUCGUAGAUGAGGAAAGUGAUGAGAAGAAUGUCUUCCUCAACACUGGAAUCUUCCCGCGCAUACCAACGCCGGCGUUUGAGCUGUUCACGAAGCAUCGACAUGGAUGGGUGGAGCAGGUACAAGGGGCGGCGCAGCAUGAUUUCUUGAGGAAGCCGUUUAAGACGUAG
Saxophila tyrrhenica is the source of this 492-nucleotide messenger RNA. RefSeq lists its product as uncharacterized. The record is from RefSeq and is a predicted model, not a curated record. The coding region runs from base 1 to 492 and encodes 163 amino acids. Gene Ontology annotation, molecular function: carbon-sulfur lyase activity. The transcript has a single exon. Lineage: Eukaryota; Fungi; Ascomycota; Dothideomycetes; Mycosphaerellales; Extremaceae.